Messenger RNA from Lactuca saligna, 639 nucleotides. Lineage: Eukaryota; Viridiplantae; Streptophyta; Magnoliopsida; Asterales; Asteraceae. The record is from the annotation of a GenBank genome assembly.
AUGAAACCACCGCCAUUCUUCUCCAUUUUUCAUCCUCUACAAACCCCACCCAAAUUCCGGUCCGAUCUGUGGCCGGAAUUCCCGGCGCCACCACCACCCACCACCACCUACUUUCGCGUUUUCCGGCCAACUCCGGCCACCAUUGCAGAAUCCGAGCAUGGGCGUGCAAAAACGGGGACGGGAGAAACUUCCUCUAAAGGAGGGUCGAAGGGAAAAUCCAAGGAUCCCCUGUUUCGUUUGUUGAAUCGCGAGGAUCGUAAAACUUAUGAUUUUCUCGUUUCAAAUAAGCGUCAAGUCAAGUCAACAAAAUUCCUCCAUAGGGAAUCUUUUGUUAGUCUUGGGGUGCUUGAUGGAGUCCAAGCAUUAUUUAACAACAUCGGGUGGGGUCAAUUCUUCCAUAACCGCGCCGCCACCUAUGUUGAACCCACCUUGGAAUUUCUUACCACAUUCAAUCCCGAGGAGGAAGCCCAAACCGUUACCUUCCAAAUGCUCGGCGAGAAACGAUCUCUACCACAUCGGGUCGUGAAUGCUUUGAUGGGUACUCCAGUGGAUAACCUAUAUUACCAACAAGACCCAUGGACCGGAAACUUCAAUGAACAUUACUUUUGGCAACAAAUUACCAAUGAGCCACAAUAUUGA